Periconia digitata is the source of this 1680-nucleotide messenger RNA. The record is from the annotation of a GenBank genome assembly. Lineage: Eukaryota; Fungi; Ascomycota; Dothideomycetes; Pleosporales; Periconiaceae.
UAUCCCCCAGCAUACCGAAUGCACAACAGACCACCUGGCGCUGUAUUUCCAGGCUUUGCAGGUGUACUGAUCUAUACGAACCUACUCAAAACUGACCUUUGUAUGUGUGAAUCCAGCACCUCGGCAAGCCUGCCCUGCACCUUCAACGUACCCCAAAAGCAAGGCGGCAACAGAGGACCCAGAGCCACGACGCUGAACCAGCUGCGCAAAGAAUACACUAGCAGCAGCACUCCUAUUCGAACCGAAGGCGAGCUCGAUAGGAAUCAUGCACGGAACGCGCAAGAGCACACGAUACCGCCGUUGUCGUCUACUGGCGGCUUGGGCCCGACCGAUUUAGAAGCACUCCCCAUUGAAGCCUGUAUAGAAGCUUACCUCGAUCGAAUCCACCCCAUUGUGCCGCUUUUAAACGAAGACCUCUUGCGGGAUGAAGUUUCAAAAGCCUCGAUUUCCCCGGCAUCGAAGCAGUUCGUCCUCUCGUUCUGCGCGUACGUCGUCACGUUUGGUAAAGUCCUGAGAGAACCUUCAGCUUCUCCAUCGUUAUCAUCGACAACAGCAGCAGCAACAUCGAUAUCCGACUUCGCCCUCGGACAACAACUCGUGGAUUCCGCUCUAGCUAUUCAAAAUCCCCAACGUAUCACGCAACCGAGUGGAUUAUCGGUGUAUAUAUCUUUUUUCUUGUACGGUGCGCACGCGGGCAUGGGCAUGUAUCGGCCAGGCUGGUUCUACCUCCGCGAAGCCACGACGCUGUUCAUGAUGCAGAAACCGGGUGAGAAGGAAUGGUUUACACCGGAGACUCACACCCGCGUGUUUUGGAUCUUAGUUGUGUCGGAGAGAGCCCACGCCAUCCGCCGCCAACGCCCUAUAACCCUCCAAAUCAACCCUUCCACCCCUCCCCCACCCCCGCCCCUAACCCCUCCAGACCGCAGCCUCCACCACCUAGCAACCCUCUUCCGCCCCUUUGACGAAUCCUUCUUCUCCCUCUGGAACGACGCCUCCCGCCGCGACUGCAGCAAAGACUGGCUCCUCUCCCUCGAAACCCGCGUCCGCACCGCGCUGCUGCCUCCGCUUUCUCUUCUAGACGACCUGUCUUGCGAUCAAUUGGCGAAUGUUCGAGUCUCGCAGCUGUGGCUGCAAGGCAAGCUUUAUGAGCUUUUCCCGAGGUUUGGGUUUUUGUCGAGUAGGGAGAGCGUGUAUGAGUGUUUGACGUUUGGGUAUCCGGUUGCGGUUGCUGGGGCGCUGUUGGAUCAUGUUGGUGGUGGAGAGGUGGAGGGGAACGGGAGGAUGACGACGACGACGAGGUUGCCGGCGCGGAGUUUGUGGGUUCAUGGCGUUGGUAUGACAGAGAAAAUCUUCGACAUAACUUGCGCCCUCACAGACGUUUUCCCUUUCCUCCCUCCCCACCUUCCCUCUACUACAACUCAUGCCUGCACAUGCUCCGCCACCUCAUCAUCACAACCCACGUCUCCUUCCAUCCCUCACCAUCCACCUGAAAAACCCCUCCAACAUCUCCGCACUCUGACGAAACUCCUGUCCACUCUCCCCUCGGGCCGCGAGAAAUUUGUACCUCUUCUUCUAGCUAAGAUACGAGGAUUGUUACAGCCUUGUGUAGUGGAGUAUAUAGCUAAGACUGUGGAAGAGGAUGAGGGGUUCUCUGAAAAUGGGAACGUGACGUUUAGGUAA